GCAUUCGUACGUAAAAAUAUGUUGUGAUAAGUGAACUUAUCCGGACGAACUCACCCCUGUGCUGACUCCUUUGACUUGAGAGUCUGUGUAGUGUUUCUCCAUUUUCUCUCCAAAAUCGAAAGAAGGGAAACAGACGUGACGCUCCAAACAGCGACCUCAGGCGCAGAGACGCGCAGAGACGCACAAACAUCCACGAUGGCUCUGGCAAAUGUCCUCGAAAUUCCGGCAGCUGGAUUCAGUUUUGAAAACGCACCGAGAAAUGCUGCAUUAGAGGGUCUUUUGGACGGAGUUCAAACUCCCAAACCUCUGAAAACAGGCACCACCAUAGCUGGACUGGUGUUCAAGGAUGGGGUGGUGCUGGGGGCCGACACAAGAGCCACCUCCGGUGAAGUCGUGGCCGACAAGAUGUGUGCUAAGAUCCAUUACAUUUCUCCAAAUAUCUAUUGCUGUGGAGCAGGAACAGCAGCAGACACAGAGAAAACCACCGACCUUCUUUCAUCCAACCUCGCCAUCUUCUCGCUGAACAGUGGCAGGAACCCUCGCGUCGUCAUGGCUGUCAACAUACUGCAGGAUAUGCUGUACAGGUAUCACGGCCAAAUUGGUGCCAGUCUCAUCCUGGGAGGAGUGGACUGCACUGGGAACCACCUGUACACAGUGGGGCCAUAUGGGAGUGUAAAUAAGGUUCCAUACCUUGCGAUGGGAUCUGGUGAUCUGGCUGCUCUCGGGAUUUUAGAAGAUGGGUUCAAACCUGACUUAGAGCUGGAGGAGGCGAAGGAGCUGGUGCGAGCUUCCAUCCACGCAGGCAUCAUGAGCGACCUCGGCUCAGGCAACAACAUCGACAUCUGUGUCAUCACCAGGAAAGGCGUUGACUACAUCAGGCCCUACCAGGAGUCACAGUACAAAGACAGCAGAAAACUGAAAUACAAGUAUCGUCCAGGUACGACGCCGAUUCUGACGGAGAAAGUUGUCCCCUUGAAGCUUGAGGUUGUACACGAGACUGUGCAGCAGAUGGAUUCAGCAUGAACCUAAAUGCAUACUAACGCCGCAAAACCCUGCAAUAAAAGGAAGUUUGUUAAAUUUGAUAGCGUUCAAAUGUGGUUGUGCAACAUCUCAGACAUCUUUUUAAAACAUUGUCACUACCGUUUCUGUUUCCAUCCCUGUUUUGUAGAAUAAUUUACUGUAAUGAUACUGUAACACUGCAUGAGUCACAAUAUUGAAUGAAGAUUAUGAAAAACUAUUAAAAUCCUCUUUAUAAACACACUCAU
Molecule: messenger RNA, 1265 nt
Organism: Cololabis saira (Pacific saury)
Lineage: Eukaryota; Metazoa; Chordata; Actinopteri; Beloniformes; Belonidae
Gene: psmb13a
Product: proteasome 20S subunit beta 13a
Exons: 8
Coding region: 196-1023 (275 amino acids)
Cellular component (GO): proteasome core complex
Molecular function (GO): threonine-type endopeptidase activity
Source: RefSeq, a predicted model, not a curated record